This is a messenger RNA of Penicillium waksmanii, 267 nucleotides long. RefSeq lists its product as uncharacterized. The record is from RefSeq and is a predicted model, not a curated record. NCBI's taxonomy places the organism in Eukaryota, Fungi, Ascomycota, Eurotiomycetes, Eurotiales, Aspergillaceae. The transcript has 2 exons. The coding region runs from base 1 to 267 and encodes 88 amino acids.
AUGGCACUCGUGCGCGACCCAUACUUCUGGAAGCGAUUCUCCACAGCUGUCCACAGAGAUGACCAAGCAAAAACACAAAGCCAACUAGAUCUCGAACAAGCUAUCAAGAAACAACCCGACUCCUGGCUCGAGCGAGAACGUCAAAAACGCAAGCGGUCGCUUAUCUGCGGAUUCAUCAUCUUCUUCUGCAUUAUUUUGGCGGUGACUGGCGGUGUGGUUGUGUGGUGGCUAGCCAAACACAACUGGCUGCAGUCACCGGAGCCAUGA